UCUGGCUGCGUCACCGUGCUAGUUUCGAGCUGUUCUGUCGCUAACUUAUAACAAAUGUUAAUUCACAACAAAAUUGUAAAUGUUAACGCUUUAAGUGCGCAUAUCCUUUCUUCUAUCCUUGGAAUAGCAAAUGCAGCUCUCUGUCGGAAUAGCGAGCCAAUUAGCUGAACGUAAACGCUGCAAUGGCUAAUUAAUAGUUCAGUGUUGGAUAUGACAGUUUUACGUUCACUGCUGUGCUCCUCUGCUCCGCUGCUCGGUGUUUCUCGGGUUCGUUUCUGGGACCCUAGGGUUUCUAAACGGAAAGCAUGGUGGUCCUUAUCCGUCCAGCGUUGGUGCACUUCGGAAGCUUCUGGCUUGUCAUCCGAUCAUCUGAGCUCUGGAUCUGACAAGUACCAGCAAUUAAAGAAGUAUUUUGUAAGGAGACUGAAGGCAACAUACCACCGGUUCAACAGUAUACCUGAUUACUCUGUGGUGUGCGGAUGUCACCAUGUAUACUUCAUUAAAGCUGACGGCAUCUACAGAAUAGACAAAAGAGAUCGUACUCCAGAACCUGACCAGGUGUUAAAUCUGGAACAUGUAUCGAGGGCGGAAAGGAGGACGAGAGCUGAGAGUGAUGAGGGGUUUCAGUGGACAAUUCAGAGAAUUCGUCUGUCUCCACAUGAAAAGCAUCUCGCCGCCACACUAAAAUGUUGUCACACAGAAGAGCUCAAGUGUGUUGUUGUGAGACUUGGAGAGAGAAUUAUUUCCAUUUUGUCCCCCCACCACAUCCUUCUUGAGCUACAGAGCGUCUUCAGUUUUGAGUGGGCGACGGAUGAUGUCCUGUUUUUCACAACUCUGGAAGGCCUGAGUUCCAGCUGCGUGUUUCGCCUGGACCUCGCCUCCGAAGGAAGCGGCAAAGUAACGUCCGUGUACGAGGAAACUCAGCCUGAUGUGUUUGUGGAGGUUGCCCUGUCCAGAGACCGACAGAUCCUCGCCAUUAACUGCAACAGUAGAACACGUUCAGAGGUGAUGCUGAUUGAUGUGACAAAGUCCCAUCUAGAGCCUUUUGUGAUUCAGCCUCGUCAGCUGGACCUCCUCUACCAUGUGGAGCACUGGAAAGGAUCGCUUAUUAUACUGGCUAAUACUGGGCCAGGACAGGAGUAUCAGGUGAUGCAAUCUCCCACAUCUGAGCCGUCAAUGGCUUCAUGGGCGCCUUUAUUUGUCCCUAAACCUGACACUACUAUCAAAGACAUGGACGUAGUUGGAGACUACUGCUUGUUGGUUCUAAAGACGCCAGCCAAUGAACUCGCUUUAAGCGUGAUGUCACUGCGCAAUCCCGAAGAGACAUACAUUAUAGAGCUCCCGUCCUGGGCUUGCGCUAUUGAAACCAAGAAACCGGGCUUGGCAGACCGGCAAAACGUGUUAGAGUUCCUCUUAUCGUCUCCCGUCCACCCACCUGUCCCAUUCUCGCUGGAUCCUGAGAAAGGACUUUUGUUGUCAGACCCAGGAACUCAGACCAACUCUGAGAGUCACCACAAGUCCGUCACCACACGCUUGAAGGCCUGCAGCCAAGAUGGCACUUUAGUGCCAGUGACGCUCUUCCAUGCCGUACCUGUGGAGGAUCUGAGUCAGGCGCCUUUGCUUGUACAUGUAUAUGGAGCUUAUGGUAGAGACCUCAGUAUGGAGUUCUGCCCAGUGAGACGUUUUCUGUUGGAGCAAGGCUGGGCACUGGCCUACUGUCACAUUAGAGGCGGGGGGGAGCGCGGCCUCUCUUGGCACAGACAAGCCAGGGUGGAAGGGAAGCGGAGGGGGGCGGAGGACCUCCAGGCCUGUCUCCAGAAGCUUUUCUCUUCGGGAGUCUCCUCUGCUUCACUCACUGCCCUCACAGCCUGCAGUGCUGGAGCCGUACCAGUGGCGGCGCUGUGCAACUGGAAGCCAAACAUGAUGCGUGCUGCAACACUGCAGGCUCCUUUCCUCGAUGUGUUGGGAACUAUGGAGAAAGCUGAUCUGCCUCUGACUGUGGAGGACAGAGAUGAGUGGGGGGACGCAGUGGGAAACCUGCAUCACAGACACAUCAUCGCUUCAUACUGUCCCCUUCACAACAUCACUCCUCAGUGCUACCCAUCUAUGCUGCUGACAGCCUACAGCGGUGAUCCUAGGAUUCCUCUGGAAGGUGUCCUCAAAUACACCAAAUAUAUAAAGGAAGCCAUUCAUACACACUUAAACAGGAAGCAAAAUGCAGAUUGUGAAUCGGCACCAAGCAUAGUUCUGAACGUCCAACCAGGAGCAAACCAUCUUGGACCUGAAGACUUUGUUCAGAUGCUGGAAGAGGAGGCUUUUAAGCUUGCGUUUCUAUACACGGAGCUGAACCUGGACACUCCACAACCUCGACGCAAGAGGAAGAGAUAGCUCAGCUGUGAAGAGGCAGUAA
This is a messenger RNA of Xiphophorus maculatus (southern platyfish), 2410 nucleotides long. RefSeq names its product prolyl endopeptidase-like (gene prepl). Gene Ontology annotation, cellular component: Golgi apparatus; cytoskeleton. The record is from RefSeq and is a predicted model, not a curated record. Gene Ontology annotation, biological process: proteolysis. Bases 211 to 2388 code for a protein of 725 amino acids. Gene Ontology annotation, molecular function: serine-type endopeptidase activity. Lineage: Eukaryota; Metazoa; Chordata; Actinopteri; Cyprinodontiformes; Poeciliidae. The transcript is spliced from 15 exons.